AUGAAACCGUCGCCUUUGCUUGAGAAGCUACUUAGAAAGCACAAAUUGGUGGGAAGCCCGCUAAGAGAAAUUGCAAUAGAGAACGAAACAAACGAGAGUGUUUACGCAAAGCUAAAGGAAAACCCAUUCUUCAAGGACAUAGAGGAGUGCGAGGCCAAAGGAAUUUACCUGUGCUAUGAUGAGCUAGUGGAGUACUCCAUGCCUACAUCGCAGAAUAUAGAUGCUACUUCGCAUGAAGAAGAGAUAAAAUACAUGGAAAGAGAGCUAAAGGCCAUAUUUAGAGAUGUUCUCAACUCAUUCUAUCUGGCAAAGAAAGACGAUAAAUACUACCUUCACAUUAAAUACAACGAAGAGCCAUCCUCCUUGGUGAUAGGCCCCCCAGCGAUCACAAAAAAACAGCCUGGGAGUAGUGAAGAAAUUGAAAGAUUCAGAGAAAUAUGGAACAAUAAGGUAGAGUACAGGAAGUUCCAGAGUGGAGAGAUUCGCCUGUGUUCUUCUCUAAACACAACUGCACAGGAUACAGUUAGGCAUAAAAUGCUUAGUAUGAUAUUUCAUAUUAAGACACUUCCAGAAAACCCAGCAAAGGCAGAAGAUGGAAAGCGGCGUGGAAGAAUUCUUACCCCAACUGUUGCGCUAGACUCAGUGACAAUAAAAUAUAUUGAGCUCAACAAAAAGAAAAGCCAUGACUCAAUUAUUAAGUCGCUUGAUAUUAUUCGGGAGUCCUUUCCUGUGAGUCUCUUGGAUUCAAUAUACACCGGAAGUUAUAAUAGAGGAACGCGUGCAAUAGCAGAAGACCGAUCUCAGAUAUACCUAAGGGUGGGAAGAGGGCACCUAUGGCCAGAAAAGGAUGAGUGCCUCUCUGAUGCCUCAAUAACUGCUCUAAAUGGAAUUCUUGGAAAGGCACUGGAGAGGCGAAAUAAGAUAGAGGGAAUAACACCCGACAAUACUCUGUUUUCCAGUGUGUUUGGGGAAAGCUUCGAGUUUAUCUUUGAUGUUCCAAUGGAAAUGGUAUGGCACCAAGAUAAAUACUAUCUAAUGAACUUUAGGAUUCAGUACGAAAGAUUCUUCAUGGAAAUUGCGCUUGCCCAGAAGGUGUUCCCAAAGCUUUGCGCUCUAGUUAAGACUCUUUUGCAUGCGCAUGGGAUAUACCCGCACUACAUAGGCAGCAAAGCCGUGGAGAUACUAUGCUACCGAACAGGAUACAAGGCAAAUACUCUAGCUGGCGGCUUGCGGGCAGUGCUCUCUACACAGUACUCAUAUGGGUACACGCUUGAUAUUCGCCCAGGAAAAAACAAAAUUCGUGCCAAAAGCACAGGAAAUAUAGAGGUAACGCAUAGAGAUGGUGUCUAUACAAUUAACCUGCCAAAUGAGAGAAUGUUCAACAAGAUCAACCAGGUAUUUAAAAAGGCUCUUCUAAUUAUGGAAAGCAUCCCAGGGGUUACCAGCACACACGAAAUAUCUUCCUCCUUUAAGGAAAUGUUUAUCCCAAGCGUGCAGGACAUAUCGUUCUCUCUCAGCCCAACGCAGAUGAAAGGGUACGAGGAGGUAUCCCACUACUCCAGUGCGCUUGGAGGUAGCUCUAACAAAGCAGCAGACGAAGUGCAUAUUAGCAAAAUUCUCCAUAGCAUGGGGUGCAUUCCGUACUUCUGCCGCUCAGGAGUAAUUCAUGUUAGUGUGGAUGAAAUGGAUUCUCUGGAUAUGAUUGUUGGAGCAUCACUUCUUCUGACAGGAAUGCGGUAUAUUAAUUUACGGGGCCAUCAAAUACAAGGAUGUAAAGAAAGAGUUGAAUAA
Molecule: messenger RNA, 1791 nt
Organism: Nematocida ausubeli
Lineage: Eukaryota; Fungi; Microsporidia
Exons: 1
Coding region: 1-1791 (596 amino acids)
Source: RefSeq, a predicted model, not a curated record